AUGCACGCGCUGGUGCGAUUCCCAAUGCACACCGUAGCGGGGGUGCGCCGUGCGUCACACACGCGGGCGGUGCAUGUACGCCGCGUAAGUGUGGCCAUGGUGGAGUCGCAGCGCACCUUUGUGGCGAAUCCUCCCUCCUCGCUGUUUUCAUUGUCUUCCGUGGGCGUGGCCACAGCGGAGGAUGCCGCCGCAGCGACGUCUGCCAGGUGCGAGGGUACCGCGGCAGAGGCAGCUGAUUUGCCGCCUUCUCAUGACCCUCCUGCGCAAACGGUGAGGGGGUUCCGGAGCAGCACACGCUUCCCGCUGAGCCCCGCCCAGGUGAAUGAGCAGAACAUGCCGAGUGCGAGAGAGGUUGCGCAGAUGAUUCCUACAUUGGAGGAGCUGCGUGCGCAGCUGCCUGAUGCGCAGGAGCUGGAACGGACGUACAUCCCACGGGAAUCGGCGCUGAGGGCAAACGGCGUCGCGGGACGGAGCGAGACGAGCGGCGAGUGUGCGGCUGCCACCACGGCCUCCUCGGCACCAUCGUCACUGUUACAGAAGACGAUGGACCCGCUGGAGGCCUUGUUUUUUGGGUCUCCCAAGGACGAAAUUGCUGCGGCGACGGAGGCAACACCGACAGCAGCGUCGCAGCAGCGCCCGUCGCCCCGGGAGCAUGUCCUUCUGGCCUACCACGCCCUCUUUUGGGGCACCGCGUUUGCGCUCUUGGGCUUUGGUGCGACAGUGGCGACCGCCAUGUACGUGUGUGGGUAUCACAGCCUGCGCGACCUGAAACAGAGGGUGCGCGACAAGAUGAGCCACGAUGAGGAGCGCCUGCAUGCGAUGGCUGCUCCUGCUGCCACGGGGGAAGGCGCUCCGGUGGGCACGGUAGUGAGGCAUUACGUCGUCGAUGUCACACACCCGACUGAGGCGUGGCGGCAGGUGCAGGAGAUUUGGAGUGCCAUGCAGCGUCUGGCCGAGGAGGAGGAGGCGGCGACUGCGGCUGUGACAGCUGCGCAGUAG
Messenger RNA from Leishmania mexicana MHOM/GT/2001/U1103, 999 nucleotides. RefSeq lists its product as hypothetical. The coding region runs from base 1 to 999 and encodes 332 amino acids. The record is from RefSeq and is a predicted model, not a curated record. The transcript has a single exon. Lineage: Eukaryota; Euglenozoa; Kinetoplastea; Trypanosomatida; Trypanosomatidae.